Molecule: messenger RNA, 1251 nt
Organism: Camelina sativa (false flax)
Lineage: Eukaryota; Viridiplantae; Streptophyta; Magnoliopsida; Brassicales; Brassicaceae
Source: RefSeq, a predicted model, not a curated record
AUGGAUUUCUUUGGUAAUGUGGUGCGUGACAUCUGUUCAGUACAAGUAUUAAUAAAUGGCCAACCACAUGGUUCCAUUUUCCCUUCUAUAGGGCUCCGACAGGAGGAUCCCUUAUCGUCAUAUCUUUUUAUUCUUUGCACCGAGGUCCUUAUUGCAAACCUCCGUAAGGCGGAACGGUCCAAGUUAAUCACGAGUAUCAAGGUUUCGACUGCUUGUCCAGCGGUAUCUCAUCUCUUGUUCGCAGAUGAUAGUCUGUUUUUCUGUCGGGCCACAAAGGAGCAGUGUGAGGUUGUUCUAGGGGUUUUAAAACAGUAUGAACGGGUUUCUGGCCAACGAAUUAACUUUCAGAAAUCGUCAGUUCAAUUUGGACACACAGUGGAUGCGAGUUUACGUGAAGAACUUAAGGGCGUGCUGGAUAUUACUACUUUGGGUGGUAUGAGUUCUUAUCUAGGCAUUCCUGAAAGCCUUGGAGGGUCAAAAACAAAAAUCUUCUCCUUUUUUCAGGAUAGACUGCAAUCACGGGCGGGGAGAUGGCCUGCUAGAUUGUUGUCUAGGGGAGGGAAAGAGGUCAUGAUUAAAUCGGUUACAAGGAAACUCACCAGUGCAAUCUCUAAUUUCUGGUGGAGUUCUUCUGGAGAUUCAAGAGCGCUACAUUGGAUAGCCUGGGAUAGGCUAUGUGAUAAUAAGCUGGAAGGUGAUAGAUUGGGUUGGCAUUUGACAAAAUCUGGCGUGUAUACCGUUAAAUCGGGGUAUAACACCUUGCGUCAAAAACCAGAGACUAGCUUGACAGUCUCUAGGCCUAAUAUUGUUCCGCUUCAGGCUUUUGUUUGGCAGCUUCGCUGCGCACCAAAAAUUUGGCAUUUUUUGUGGCAAGCUCUGUCGGGAUGUGUGGCAACGACUGCUAAUCUGCGGCGUCGUGGUAUGGGUAAUGAUAUGGAAUGUGCACGUUGUGGAGUCACGGAAGAGACAAUCAAUCACGCUCUCUUCCUUUGCCCCCUGGCAUGGCAGGAGACCUUGAGGAUGAACCUCGACGCUCUCCCAGGGGAUUUUGAGAAUCUCACAAUAGCCGAGCUCAUGUCACAUUACCGAGCCACGGACGGAGACUCAUCCGGUCCGCAAGCCCACUCGCUGCAAGGUACAAGCAUUGGUCGCUCUCGACCAAGCAUUGUACCAUCACUUAGGCAACCUUGUCGCAGUGCUUUCACUCGACCAUCUGGAGGCCGAGCACCACUUGGACCAGCUUACUUCUGA